Molecule: messenger RNA, 882 nt
Organism: Penicillium antarcticum
Lineage: Eukaryota; Fungi; Ascomycota; Eurotiomycetes; Eurotiales; Aspergillaceae
Exons: 4
Coding region: 1-882 (293 amino acids)
Cellular component (GO): intracellular anatomical structure
Molecular function (GO): oxidoreductase activity, acting on NAD(P)H, oxygen as acceptor
Source: RefSeq, a predicted model, not a curated record
AUGUCUCACCAAGAAGUAAACUCAAAUGUCCAUGACCCGAAAUUCCGAGAAGCCAAGCAGCCACAAGGAGGGUCGUCAGUUGCAGUCGCGGACUUAUUCCGACUUGAUGGGAGAACGAUCAUAGUGACCGGAGCAGCCGGCUUCAUGGGGACAACAUUGACCGCAGCCAUCCUCGAAAGUGGCGCAGAUGUCGUCUGCCUUGAUGUCAUGAGCUCACCAAAGCAGGAAGAAUGGGAAAGCAUCGAAGCAGCUGCAAAGAAGUAUUCGAAACAUGUCUCAUACGUGCAGUGCGACCAGCGGAGCGAUGACUCGGUCAAGGCGGCUUUUGACAAGAUAGUCCCAAGCCUCAGGUAUCCCAUCCGCGGUCUCGCAGCAUGCGCAGGCGUAUCAGACAAUGGGCCCGCGACAGAGUUUCCUUCUCAAUCAUUCACCCGACUGCUCGAUAUUAACGUAACGGGGACAUUCAGAGUUGCGCAACGUGUUGCAAAAGAGACAAUCAAAGAGAAUGUCACGGCUAGUCUGGUACUAGUGGCCAGUAUGAGCGGAUAUGUCUCCAACAGAGGCGUUGAUACUGCCGGGUAUAACUCGUCAAAGGCAGCAGUACACCAGCUUGCUCGUUCCCUGGCUGCUGAGUGGGGUUCCCGUGUUGGAAUACCUUUGAUUCGCGUGAACUCGCUUUCGCCGGGGUAUAUUCGUACCGCAGCUACCGCUGAGGCGUUGCAGAAGCCCGGUAUGGAAACGCAGUGGGUUGGUGAUAAUAUGCUAUAUAGGCUUAGUACCCCUGAUGAGUUCCGCGCGCCUGUUUUGUUCUUAUUGGGUGAUGGGAGUAGUUUUAUGACUGGGUCUGAUUUGAGAGUUGAUGGUGGACAUUGCUCAUGGUAA